Messenger RNA from Topomyia yanbarensis, 1552 nucleotides. RefSeq names its product glucosidase 2 subunit beta-like. NCBI's taxonomy places the organism in Eukaryota, Metazoa, Arthropoda, Insecta, Diptera, Culicidae. The record is from RefSeq and is a predicted model, not a curated record. The transcript is spliced from 3 exons. The coding region runs from base 21 to 1160 and encodes 379 amino acids. Gene Ontology annotation, cellular component: glucosidase II complex. Gene Ontology annotation, biological process: N-glycan processing.
UGAGUCAGAGGGGAAAAGCUAUGAAGGAGGAACAACGGAUUCGUUUCGCUGAGUUGGAGCGAUCCAGGGGAGAAGCGGAAGCUCUCCGUCAGGAAAAAGCAGCUAUUAAAGAUGAGGCUGAGGCAAUCGAAAAUGCAGCACUUAAAGUUUAUCGUGACCGAGAGGAGGAAGCGCGCCGUGCCAAGCAAGAAGCGGAUGCCAUGAGUAAUCGGGAUGAGGCAGAGGAAACUUUCCUUAAGUACGAUUCGAACCAGAACCAAGUUCUGGAGAUUGCUGAAUUACAAACACGAAUCGUGUUUGAUCGCAAUCGUGAUGGAUCCGUUACGGAGGAUGAAGCUCGAUUCUUUUUGGACGAUCACGAGCAGGUGGAUUUUGAAACAUUUGUCACCCUGUGCUGGCCAAAAAUUAAGCCGUUCCUGAUGUUGGACUCGGGUCUAUUCAAGCCUCCUAGUGAUGUGGAGGAACUGGAAAGAGGGACGGAGGAAGCCGAUUUACAUACCGAGCAGGACGAUGGUUAUGAUCUAGAUGGAAGCGAACCCACCCAGCAUUAUCAAGAGGAGGAGAUCGCUGAGAAUGAGCAGGAAGAAGAGGAAGAUGAUGAAGGGCUUGAAGAACAAGAGGUAGGUGAAGGGCAGGUCGAUACUGCUGAAGAGCCUAAAGAAGAGUAUGAUCCUGAAACGAAGGAACUAAUCCGUAUGGCCAAUGAUGCUAGAAACCAGUACACGGAAGCAGAUCGACAUGUUCGCGAGAUUGAACAGGAGAUGAAGAACAUUGAAGAUUUACUUAACAAGGAUUACGGUAAAGACGAAGAAUACGCUCCAUUGAACGGGGAAUGUCUGAAUUUGGAAGACAGAGAGUACGUCUACAAACUGUGUCCGUUUGAUAAAGCUAUUCAGCAGCCCAAGAACGGCGGACCUGAGACUAGAUUGGGUACCUGGGAGAAUUGGGCUAACGGUGAGUACACUGCGAUGAAGUAUACCAAUGGAGCUACCUGUUGGAAUGGACCGGCCCGAUCCGCCUUUGUUCACCUCGAGUGCGGGCUGGAUACGAGAAUUUUGUCCGUUUCGGAGCCGAACCGAUGCGAGUACGAGUAUCGUAUGCAGACACCGGCGGCCUGUUUCUUCAAGGAAGACGGCAACAAGGAGCACGAUGAGCUGUAAGAUCGAAUAAGUAAAACUUUUACACCUGAAUUGGUCAUCGCUUUCGUCAGUAAAACACCCAAAGUUAUCUAUCGUUCCGUCAGCCGAUGUGACUUUUACAUACGAGACGGAAUUAUCAUUUUUCAUCGAUCGUAAAAGGAUUAAAUUAGUAAGUACUAUUGGAUGAAGAGAAUGAAAUAGGAACGGCGGUUACGAACUCAGGAAAAAAAAUGUAAUGUGUGUAGGAAUAUGUUCUGAUUGAUUUUCGUUAAGCAUUCCUUCAUUUUAUUUAAUAGAACCAACGAAAAGUGUGACUAGGUUUUAUGUUGAAGCAGACGAAACUGUAGUGUCCAAUGUGAUGUCAAUCUUUAGAAGCAGACAAAGAAAUAAACGAAUUAGCAGCGUCUUAAGAA